Penaeus monodon (black tiger shrimp) is the source of this 1216-nucleotide messenger RNA. RefSeq lists its product as uncharacterized. Lineage: Eukaryota; Metazoa; Arthropoda; Malacostraca; Decapoda; Penaeidae. The record is from RefSeq and is a predicted model, not a curated record.
GAACUUCUCCAGCGAUGACCAAGGGAACAAGAUCACUUCUCUUCACAGCAGAGAGGAAAACGUCACCGUCUUUACCAACAGCUUCGACGACCAGACCUAUUUCCCUAUUUUGGGAAACGUAACGACACCAAAUGUCAUGUUGGAAGACGAGGAAGGAAGCCGCAAGGAAAACGGAGGAGGCCAGACCGCCGACCAAAGAGAAAAUGGGAGCGGGAGGACAGCGGGAUCCAACAAAGAAAACGGCACGAAUGAGGGAACUCGAGGGGGGACCAUCCUAAAACGUGUCCGACGCCAAGAUGCCUACUAUGAUUACGGCGAUUACAACUACGACGGGAAUUACUACGGUGAUAACUAUAGUAACUACUAUAAUGAAGACUAUUACAAUUACGGAGAUACCACGGGCGGCGAGGCGGUCACAGACGACCCAAAUUACGAAACGGGAGACCAAAACUCCAACGGGGACGGAUUCCUCGACACGAGCGACGUCACCACCAAGGCGCCCACCAUCAGCGGCGGCGGCGUCGUGGACGUGCCCAUCUCCUUCCCGCCCACGUUCUCCACCCUCCCGCCGCCCACCGGGAUCUCCGCCAUAGCCGGGCCGGGGCUGUCGGUCAACAGCGUGCCCCCGGGGGUGCAGAUCGUCACGCUGCCCAACGGACAGGUCGCCAUACAGAUCCCAGAAAACCUGAAGUGGCGCGAUGUGAAGGACUCAUUCACGGACAAGCAGACCCGGAAGACGUGGCGCCAGAUCUUCAACUCCGUCAAGACCCUGAGACAGCAACAGCGGUCGGCGGCCCUGUCUGGCUUCAGCGUGUCGCCCGAAAGGUCCUCCUCCGACUUCGUGAUCCCUUCCGACGUGACCCUGGCCGCCGUGCAGCAAUCCGCCAGGGGCAUGUCCGUCAGGGAACUGCGAGACUUGAAGGCGAGACUGAGGGAGCUCCAGCGGCAGUCUCGCAGGAGCAGGGACACCAUUCGACUCCGGGUUCCUGCUGGUCUCACGGGAACGCCUCCGGGGGUCACGGCGGUGGCUGCUCCCAACGGCGAGCAGAUCGUGACGAUUCCCUCGGACCUCCUGUGGGCGGACGUGCAAGAUUCCUUCGCCACGUCCCUGGAGAGGAAGAUGUGGAGGCAGGUCUUCAAGGCGAGGAACAAGGUGAAGGCUGACCUGCGAGGAGACAACAUCGAGAUGAGGAAGAGCCUCCGCUACAUUAAUGAC